Molecule: messenger RNA, 2718 nt
Organism: Raphanus sativus (radish)
Lineage: Eukaryota; Viridiplantae; Streptophyta; Magnoliopsida; Brassicales; Brassicaceae
Product: protein TORNADO 2-like
Exons: 2
Coding region: 1216-2028 (270 amino acids)
Biological process (GO): auxin-activated signaling pathway
Cellular component (GO): plasma membrane; plasmodesma
Source: RefSeq, a predicted model, not a curated record
AUUAGUUGAACAAACAUAGUUAAUGUUCAAUCGAAGACAUAUUAAUUUGAUGAACACUAAAUAUGGAAGAUUAAUAAAAAAUUUCUUUCAUGCUUUUGUUUUGUUUUUUAUUUUUAUUUUUAAUUAGAGCUUUAAUAUUAAUUUUAGAUUUGAUUAUUUUAUUAGAUGAUAGAAUCAUUUUUUUUGUUUUUUAUUCUUUUAUUUAAAUAUAUAAUAUUUUUUAACAAAUGACUUUUUGACAACAUGACUCCAAAAUUCGUAUAAUAUACAAUAUGAUCUCAAACUAAAUAAUUUUAUUUUUUGGUAUAAAACCGAAUAAAAUGCAAACCGGCGGUAUAUAAACCAAAUUGAACCAAAGUAAAUAUGGAUUUAGAAUAUUAGUUAUAUUUUACAAACCAAAAUACCGAAAAAACCGAACCAAACCGAAAACCAACAUGAUAUUCGGAUUGAACACCCCUAAUGCAAAUAAAACCGAACUAUUAUUUCAUUCUCCAAAACAUAAUAAAAAUAACAACUUCAUCCCGCACAAGGCGCGGAUCUUAUCUUAGUUUAUUGUUAUUGCACGCAAGAUUCAUUAUUUUAAAAAGCACAGAUGUAAUCAAACGCUGAACAAGAUAUAUGAUGUUGUUUCUAAAGAAAGUUCUUAAUUAUUUACACUAAUUUCUCUGAUAAUUUUGUUUAGCUAAUCACAUAAAAGAUAAGUAGGAUAUACACUUUGCAUAUCUUGUUGUGUCUUAUCUACUAUUUUUAAUAAUUAUAUACUAGUUUUGUAACAAAUAGUAACAAAAAGAUAUAUUCAAAUAUGUAAUAUAUAGUUUUGAUCUUUUUCUAUAUGAUGCCAAAAAAGAAGAAGAUCUUUUUCUAUAAUAAGAAAGAUAUGGUCAAAAAUACCUAAUCUAAGAAAUGACUACACCUUUAUCUAAUUUUCAAAUAGUUACUUACCUCUUUUAUAUAUACAAAUACAAUUCACUUUCCACAAAUGCGAUCCUCUGCGAUUUAUUACCCUAAAUCGCUUAAACCUAACAAAAACAUACAUUUUACAUAGACCCUUUUAUAUAACACUAUUCACUUUUCACCAAUGUGAGUCUUCUCUUUUGUUAUGGUGUAGAUUUGUUGUUAAUUUGAACUCCCCUUCUUACUCUCUCUUUAAAUUAUUACCAUUACCCUAAAUCCUUUUCAAACCAAACAGAUUUCAAGAAACACACAAAGAAAAAGAUGCCUCUAGGCCACCAUGUAAUAGGUUGCAUGAACUUCAUCUCCGUGCUCCUCUCAAUUCCAGUCAUCAGCGCCGGAAUCUGGCUAUCUAUGGGAGCAGUGAACUCAUGUUUCAAGCUCUUUCAGUGGCCAAUAAUAAUCCUCGGAAUCUUGAUCCUCCUAGUGGGUCUUGCUGGUCUCAUUGGAGGGUUCUGGAGAAUCACUUGGCUUCUCGUCGUUUCCUUAAUUGCAAUGUUUGCUCUUAUUGUACUUUUAAGUGUUCUUAUCGGAUUUAUCUACAUGGUUAGCAUGAAAGGCUCUGGUCAUCCAGAACCAAGUAGAGCUUAUCUUGAGUAUAGUCUUCAAGACUUCUCUAGUUUCUUACGUCAAAGAGUUCAGAAAUCUUACAAAUGGGAUCGUAUUCGUACUUGUUUGAGUGCUACUAGCAUAUGUCCUAAAUUAAACCAGACAUUCCCUAUCGCUCUGGAUUUCUUCAAUGCUCAUCUUAGUCCCAUUCAAUCUGGUUGCUGCAAGCCCCCAACACAAUGUGGCUUCCAGUUCGUGAGCCCUACUAACUGGAUAGGUGCAGUAAAUGUGUCUGCAGACACGGACUGUCAACAGUGGAGCAAUGUACCAGACACUUUGUGCUACAGUUGUGAUUCUUGCAAAGCCGGUUUGCUCGCAAACCUCAAGGUAGAUUGGUUAAAAGCGGAUAUCUGUCUCCUUUUGGCGUUUAUCGGUUUAAUAAUCGCUUAUCUAACCAGCUGCUGCCUCCGAAACGGUAAAACUGAGAGUAUUUUAGCACGAUAUAAGCAGGGUGAUAGUUAUACAUGAUCCGGAUGAGAAGUUUUAGUGGCAAAAUUGUGGUGAAGUUUCUUAAAUUAUUGAAAUUUCUGUAAUUUAGUUUCUUUUACGUUUUGUCCACUGUAGUUUUUUCUUAUAUGCACUACUAUAAUAUUUGCUUGUAACUGGAAUAAUGUUUUGCAUCUCUCUUUGGUUUGGGUUGUGCUAAAAAAAAAUUCUCUUUUGUUUGGGUUGCAAAACAUUGCAUUUGUUAAAAAAAUAUUAUAACAUAAUAAUAUAAAAUGGAAUGUGAGUGGCAAUUUGGUCAUGUCGUCAAGAAUGUUGAGAAAAUGUAGGUUCAAAAUUCUUAGGGCUGUAUAUUAUCUACGUUAGAUUGAUUCAAUCCGAAAAUUUCAGAUAUCCAUAAAUCUUUGAAGCAAAAUAAAUCUAUUAUAUUAAAAGAGAAGUCAAAACUUUGAUUCAUGUGUGAUUUUUUUAAAAAUGAACUCUUAACUAGAAAUCUUACCAUUCAUUAAUUACUAAACCUAUGAUUCAAUAAUAUAUCAUUCCUAAUAAAUUAUUCCUAAAAAUCAGGAUUGAUUAACAAAUACAUAUUUGAAUACUAAAUAAAUUAUUUAUAUUGGUGUAAUUUAGAUAAUUCCACAAUUCUAGAGAACCAUUUUUUUCAGUUAAUUAUCAGUCGAUGGUUUUACAUAUGAUUAAUAAGAUAAGCAAAUAAAA